Molecule: messenger RNA, 1514 nt
Organism: Salpingoeca rosetta
Lineage: Eukaryota; Choanoflagellata; Craspedida; Salpingoecidae
Exons: 11
Coding region: 114-1136 (340 amino acids)
Biological process (GO): ubiquitin-dependent protein catabolic process via the multivesicular body sorting pathway; protein targeting to vacuole; protein targeting to membrane
Cellular component (GO): ESCRT I complex
Source: RefSeq, a predicted model, not a curated record
GGAAAUCUUCAACUACAUUUCUACAACAUCAAGAGCAAGCAACGAGCUAAGAAGAAGACAGCCAACCAACCAACCCCCCUCUUUGGUGGACCCGCACAAACAAAACCCACCCAAUGUCGUUCAGCUUCCGUGUUGGUGGUGGUACGGCGACGCAACAAGCGUCACAGUCCACCACCCACCUGUCGGACUUGCGCCGCAGACAUAUCCAAUCCUUGGAAUCGAAAUGCAGGGUGGAGACGGUGACGCCAAACAGCAAGUUCCGUGUUCCAUUCACGGCGAAAGGCAAAUCCCUCACCCUCACCAUCUUCCUUCCCAUCAACUUUCCCCAGGCGCCGCCGGUUCUCAGCGUCCAAGGCCCGCCCAUGCAGCAUCCAUGGCUCGAGCCUUCUUCCGGAUCUGUCACUGGCUGCCAUCUUCUGCAAGAGUGGAGCAUGACGUCUGAUCUCGGCCAGGUCGCGCAUCAGGUCAUCCGCCAACUCACCGACAACCCACCGCACUUUCUCAUGUCCCCAACAUCGCCGUCGACACACAGCCCCAGUUACAGCCAGCACAGCCACUACUCGGCGUCCACAAAUGCAACGGGUCACUCCCACACACAUACACACAGCGCCAGCGCCAGCACUGGCAGCGCGCAUUUGCCGGCGCUCCCAGAUGUUGAGCACCUCAUCAAAGACAUGAGCAUGGAGGAGCUUGAGGCGCUACGCUCGUCAUCGGCGAAAAUCGACGAAUUCGUGGAGGGCCUCGACUACACCAACCAGUGCAUCCAGGCCGUCGAGCACACAAAGCACGCCGUCGCUGUUCUCGCAGAACAAAACCUGUCGAUGGAGCCCGAGUUGAAUGCGGCAAAGGCGGAGUUGAAGUCUCUUCAGGACGAAAUCUUCAGGCGGACAGAAAGCGUGCAGGCAAAAGUGUCCAAGCAAACGGAUUUGGCCGACCAAUUCAACUCGGACACAAUUGCAGCGACACUGGCAGUUCAGGCGUCGGAGGCGGAAGGACAAGCAGAGGAAAUUCUGGACAAGUUUCACGAUGACGAAAUGGAAGUUGGCGAAUUUGUCAAGGCAUAUCGCAAGGCGAAAAAGUUGGAGCAUGCGCGAAGGCACAAGGAGAGGCUGUAUCGUUCAUCCAUCAACAUGUGAUGGAUGGCAGCAGCAGCACGGCCCCCUAGCAGUCUCUAUUCGCACACCACCACGCCAACAAUCAAUCCCACACCAUGACUUGUGCACGAGAGCUCGCUCCUGUUUGACGCCGAUUUGUUGUGUUGUGUUACAUCACAUUACCUCCUGCCUCGCCUGUUUUGCCAUGUUGCCGGCAGGCGUUUCCUGCCAGCGGUUCACCCGCGCAACAUGCUGUUACAUAUGUCAUCAUCAUCAACAUCAUCAACAUCAUCAACAUCAUCAUCAUUGUCGGCAGGCAGCUGUCAUGGCGCUGUUCACUGAGGUGGUUCGAUUUGAGCCCAAUACAGCAAACAGGGAAACGAGAAAUGGGGGCCAAGAAAAGCAAGCAAAACACAGGAA